Messenger RNA from Cydia splendana, 3836 nucleotides. Its product is annotated as broad-complex core protein isoforms 1/2/3/4/5-like. The coding region runs from base 264 to 1664 and encodes 466 amino acids. Lineage: Eukaryota; Metazoa; Arthropoda; Insecta; Lepidoptera; Tortricidae. The transcript is spliced from 5 exons. Gene Ontology annotation, cellular component: nucleus. Gene Ontology annotation, biological process: regulation of transcription by RNA polymerase II. Gene Ontology annotation, molecular function: protein binding. The record is from RefSeq and is a predicted model, not a curated record.
AACACUCACGAUACGCGCGCGCCCUCGAGUGAAAGAAGAAUCAAUGGAGGUCAUUCAUUGCAUUUUUGUGCAUUUCAUACGACCGAUAACAAAUUGUUGAAUCGAAAAGUUACAGUUGUGAGUGAAAGUUUAAUUAGGGUUGGUGUAAUGUGUGUUUCUGACGAGACAAAAUGUAGUAAAGUGUCCUUUCUAAAAAAACAAUCAUAUUGCCGUAUGUCAAAAUAAAGGUGGUCAGCAAGCGACUAUUUUCUAAAAACGUAACCAUGGCAGAUCAGUUUUGUUUACGUUGGAACAAUUUCCAGACCAAUAUAGUGAGUGCAUUGGACUCAUUGAAGUGUUCUGAGGAUUUGGUCGACGUGACACUUACAUGCGAAGGAAGAAAUAUCAAGGCUCAUAAAGUUAUACUGUCAGCCUGCAGUCCGUACUUCAGGAAUGUGUUCAAGGAAAAUCCAUGUCAGCAUCCAGUGAUCAUCCUCAAAGAUGUAUCUGCCGAUGACAUUGUCAGCUUGCUAUCGUACAUGUACCAGGGAGAAGUGUUCAUAGAAGAGAGCAAGCUGUCUUCAUUCCUCCAUACGGCAGCCCUGCUGCAAGUUAAAGGAUUAACUGGAGUAACUCAACAGAAAGAAAACUUUAUAUCCCCAAACACAUCAAACAAACUUUAUACACAACUGACAAUAUCCUCAAAAACACAAUUUGGUGCUUCAAGCAAAGAAGUAAAAAUCCCCGCUCUAAAGAAAAGGAGGAGCAGUACGUCUGAUAAACCUAAUGACAUCGGAGAGAGUCACAAAAAGAGUAAAUUAUUAGAAACUUGUGAUAUUUACAAUAGGAGUAAUCUAUCACAUUUAAUGGUAGAGAAUCCGGUUUUUGUAGCUGAUAAAAAAGUUGAGAAGAAACCUGAAAACUGCCCGGAACCCAUCAUAGCUAACGGGAAAACCUCUAAACUGAAUCAGGCUCAAGGUGACAACAUUCCUUUAUCAAUAAAAACAGAGCAGAUUGAUGACAACAAUUCACCCAUCUCAGUGCCCACAAAUACCUCUGAAAAUGAUGACAGUCUUCCAGAUUAUGAAAACAGUAUGCUUGCCAGGUCCUUGCUUCAAGGAAUUAACCCAUCUAAAAGUGAUAUCAGUGCCAAUAACAAUUCAACAACUAAGAAAGUGUCAAACAUAGCAGAUAUGUGUACGUCGCGAAGUAAGGAUACAAAUAACGAAUCUCCACCAACCAAUCUUGCAGCAAAGAGCCCUCUAAAAGUACCCGGAGAAGACAUUUUAGUGAAACCUGAAAAACAAUCACCGAAGUCAGAUAUUGAGUAUGAACCGGAAAUAUUGCUGUCAGAGCAGCAAGACAGUACAGAUGCAGAAAACACAUUCUCACAGGAACAAUCUCAAGCAUUACUAUUACUGGCAGGCAUGUCAAGUGUCACCGGAUUAUCCGUAGGUGCUUCAACUUCACAGGGAGUCUCCCAUCAGUCAAACCAUGCCGCUAUCUGUGGUGACUGUCCACAUUGCGGCAUGAAGUAUUCUAACCAAUCUGCGCUUAAAUACCAUGUCAGGCUUAUGCACUCUGACUUAACCAAUCGUCUUUGCUGCUACCUUUGUCCCAGGUCUUUUACAAUGCGAGAGACGUUUAAAGAACACAUGUGGUCUAGCCAUGGACAAAGAAAUUAAAUUUUACUAAUGCAAGUAAAAAAAUGGAUAAAGUACACUAUAAAAUAUCUACAUUAUGUAGAGAAUAUCUUAUUUAAGAUUUUGGAUUUAAUUCCAAACAAUAUUAAAAUAUGUAAUGUUAGUUAUUUAUGGUGGUUACUAAGGAUUCAAGUGUGCCUUAAAGUUGUGUAGUUGUAUUCAGAGUGUAUCAAAUUAAAUGUGCCUUUUUGAAAAUAAAUUUGCCGUCCUACAUUUAACGGAAGACACUUUAUGUUAGUGUAAGCAAUUUUACAUACCAUUUGGCGAAAAAUUGGGAUAAACCGAUACCUUUAUUUGAAAUUUAUCAUUUAUUAGCCUUUAAAACACUUAGAUUAAGACAGAUUCAUCGUUAUAUUGUUAAUUUAUGGAAACAGUCACUUUAUUUGAUUAUUUCUAACUAGUUUUUUCACUUUUACCAUAAAAUGUAUGUUGGGAGUAACUUUAGAAAAAAAAAUGUGAGGUGUAAAUAACAAAACAAUGAAAAUAUUCUGGUUAGUAAUUGGUGCUAAUAAUACAAUGAGAUUAAGUAUCGCAAAAUGGGGUGCUCUAAAAAAAUGGGGAUUUUUUUAAAAUGGGGAUGCAGCUGUAUUAAGCUUAAUCAAGCUAGAUGAACCUAGAGUUAAUGAAUUUAUUUGCUCUAGAUGUGUCUUGGGCCGCUUGCCGCGCACGUUUUAUAUAGAAUCAGUGCUUCAGUAUUGGCGACAUAACAAACAAGCCUUUUUUCGAGGCGACCUGAAUGUUUAUCAAAAAAACAUUAAAAAUAUGUAUGUAAGUAAUCGAAUUUAAACUGUUGUGAGACUUACUAAUAUUGAAUUAUUUUACAUUUUAGACGUUUCACUUGUUUUUAGUCACUCGCGCGACAUGUUUCGGAGAGCCUAAAAACAAGUGAGUCUAAACCGAAAAAUUAUUCAAAUUUAUGUAUGUACUUUCAAGCAUUUGGUUGAAACUAUUAGAGCUCAUAGUCGCCCCAUUUAAUGAUACAUUUAUGUUUUCAUGUAACUAAGUGUGCCUAUACGUAGCCGAUGUCAAAUAUCUAAAUUGUAUUUUGAAUAGUUCUCAAAAGCGAAAUAAACUUUUGAAACUCACAACAAGUUUGUGAUAUUAUUAGGAGUAAGGAACAUGUAUCGUUUUUAAAUUUAAAGUGCUUAAAAUUAGUAUGACCAGUAUUGAGAAACAGUCAGGAUAAGAGCUACACGAAAACAGUGAGAAAAAAAACUUUAUUACCCCAAAUAGAUGUAAGAUUUCAUUUAGUUCUAUUUAGAUACCUAAUUUAUUAUUUAUUUGUUUAACCUUGGCUCCAAGGGUUGAUUUAGUUGUUUCGUUUUGAAAUGAAGUAAAUUCAGGACGUUUAAGGUGGAAAGCCACAUAUUUUCUGUUCCAUAUUCCUAUUUGAUUUCAGGGCCUAUUUUAAAAGGAUGUUGUAUUUGUGUUUUUGUAUGCAAUAGGGCUGUUGUUGUUAUUUGAGACAGACUAAAUUAUUAUUUCGAAUUUUAUUACGAAUAUAAAAAUAAUAUUGGUUUUAUAAACUUUAUGUUACAUUUUUUUUACUGGCCCCCUAAGAAUUGCCUCUGUUAGUUUGUGCCAAACUAAUAUUGCAAAAUAAUUUAGUAAAAUGUUAUUAUUGCGUAACUUAUUGCUAAUUACAUUAUUUUGGUAGUUGUUAAAAGAUUAUGAGGUAAUUUAAAUGUCGAAUUGUUUUGCUUAGUGUUGAAAUUUUCUUGUUUCUCGUUUCAAUUUAUCUUUGAAUAUCUAAUUUUAAAUAAAUUUACUAUUUUAUUUGAAUUAAGGUCGAUCGAAGUAAUUGCAGCCGUAUGGCAAAUGCACCUACUCUAGUAUUACCUACAAAUAGCGCCCAUGGUGAAAGUGCCUCCAACAGUUCCCAUCUUAAUUUUAUUGCUAGAAUAGGAGCAUUUACCUCUUCGUUGCAUUUACUUCCGUUGGCCAUAAAUGCCUUAGUGAAAUAUAAUAGAUAUUAUAAGAAUCUUAAAUAAAUGUUACAGAACGAAUAUUUAUAAGUCUAUAAAAUAGUUCUAUCGUAAAACUAUAUUUAAUAUAUUUACGUUAAUGUAAUAUUGUUAAAUAUUUUAUUCAAAACUUUACAAAAUUUACAUUUUGACUAUGUUAUAAAAAAUAAAUAAAAAUGAUCGCUUCUUA